Gavialis gangeticus (Gharial) is the source of this 5259-nucleotide messenger RNA. It is a transcript of the gene SENP7, whose product is annotated as SUMO1/sentrin specific peptidase 7. The transcript is spliced from 23 exons. The record is from RefSeq and is a predicted model, not a curated record. Gene Ontology annotation, biological process: protein desumoylation. Bases 30 to 3188 code for a protein of 1052 amino acids. Gene Ontology annotation, molecular function: SUMO-specific endopeptidase activity. Gene Ontology annotation, cellular component: nucleus; cytoplasm. NCBI's taxonomy places the organism in Eukaryota, Metazoa, Chordata, Crocodylia, Gavialidae.
CUUAUCUUUAUUUUUUCUCAGUAGAGAAAAUGAUGGAAGGAAAUGGAAAAACAUCUGUACCUUCAGGUCACUACAGAUUUCGAAUACCAAAGAAGAAACCAAGCAGCAAGCCAGAGGAAGACCAUGUUCAGUCCCCUCUGUCGAGGCUCGCAGACUCCCACCAUUUGGACUGCCCUUUACAAGCGUGGAAAUUAAGGGCGAGGAAUCGGGGCUCUUCUCCAAACAGGAAAAGACAAAGAGACUUUGACAGACAUGACUUUGGUGAAAGAUCCAUAAUUGGGCAACCCAAAGUUAUGUUGACGAAUAUCCUGAGGACGGAAAUAGGAAGAAAAUACACACAGAACCAGCUUUUAACUGAUGCUAAUAUAUCUGACGAUGGCAAAGUGCAGUCAGAUCUACCAACUUCGUCUUCUGUUGCCAGCCUAGAGAUUUGGCAAAUAUUAAACCCUCCUCUCCAAAACCUUUUUCAGUCCAAAAGGCAUCCCAAAAUUAUCUUGACAAAUGUCCUGAGGACAAAAGUUGGAAGAAAAUAUGCAAAGAGCCAUCUUAGCUCUGAUGCUAACAUAUCUGAUGCUGACAAGUUACAGUCGGGUCAACCACCCUCAUCUGUUGCCAGUCUACAGACAUGUCAGAUAUUAAGUCCUACUCUUCAAAGUUCUUUUCUGUCCAAAAGGUAUGAACAACGCCCCAAAAAGUCAGAUGACAGUCUUUUAAAAUUGACUGAACCUUCUGAAGAAACUGCAAGCAAUAACAUUGUCAUCAGCGUUAGAAGACAUGAUGUUCAGAAGAAAGAAAAUAAGGAAGCUGACCACCAGGAUAAAAGGAGUAAAAAUCUGAAAAACACAUCUCUUGACUGGAAGGAAGCAAGCUGUCUGAAUUCUGAGAAGAGGAAAAGAAGAUUUGGGCAUCUUUCUGAUCAAUGUAAUACACAUUCUUCAGAAAAAUUAUUACUGUCCUGUAAAGAACAAAGAAUUAGUUCAGAUCAGCUACCAGACUGCAGAGGCUCUAGUGAGAGCAACUGUGGCCACCAAGCUAACCUGCUUCAGGAAGAUAUUCCUAAGCUACGAAGCACAGAAAGCGAAGCAACAUCCAUCCGGGAUGAUGGGAAGCCUGCUGCUAGCUGUGCAAAGGAAUCCUGCUUGGAGUCUCCUCCCAAGAGUUGGUUGCCUAGCAAACUGAAGGUGGACACAUCGGAGUAUAUGAGGAAGUUGCGUAACAGGUGCAGGAGCAAUCGGACAUUUAUACCAGCUGAGCCAAUUGUUCUUUCCAGUGACGAGGAAGAAGGAUCUUCUGAACCAGAUCACCCAGAAAUGCCACAUGUGCAGCCUGGGCAAGAUGAUUCACCUAACAGCAGAGAGAGAGAGCAAGACACUGAGUCUUUGCCAGAGGAGCAAUUGCAAGAUAUAAUCGAAAGUAAAUCUGAACAGGUUUCAUCUGAACCAUGUGAAGACAACUCUUCCACAGGGUCACUUUCCAGCAGCACACCAAAUGAACAAAGGGGUCCAGCAUUAGAUAUCAAGUAUGCCACUCUGUACAUCGGGAAAAUCAAAGGAACAGCAACAGGCUGUGUUUCAUUCACUACAAGGUACAUUAACAUCCCAUUUCAAGUGGCUUUGAAUAAGAUCAUAGAAUUGUCAGUGGAUACUGUCCACCUAAGAAAAUUUGGCUUGUGGAGGAGUACUGAUGACUCUCCCGCUGCAAAGAGUAAAAAUCUCAUUCUCCUUUGGCUGUCUGCGGACUGUGUGGAACAGAUUGAAACCCAACUAGGAAUGUCUGUUUCAAGGAAGCCAUCCAAUUCUGAUGAAUUCCUAUUUCUUGAACUAUUACAACCAUUAAUGGAACAAGAACAAAUUAAGCUAAGUGAGUUGAUUACAGAAGUGGGCAAGAAAAACCAGGCACCCGAUCUCUCUGACUUCUUGUCUUGGAAGCAGGUGUUAUCUUUGUUUAAGGACCUGUCCCCUGAAGACAGCUCUUUUAUGAAAUAUCACCAUACCUUGUUUCAGCAGCAGUUGCAGAAGGAGAGUGCCUCAGUUCUGCCUGACCCUGUACCUCAGGAAUCUAAAGUAAAUGCAACCAAGCCCAACUAUGCUCUUUUGCAUAAGCAGAAUAAUGGUCACUAUGCCAUUUCUCUGUCAUCUAAAUCAGAUGAUAAAUGGAAAGAAAUAAGAGAAACCGGACCUGUUGAGAAUUUGAUUGUUUAUCCUCCCCCACCUGCCAAAGGAGGACUGGGAGUCACAAAAGAGGAUCUUAAGUGUUUAGAGUAUGGAGAGUUCCUCAAUGAUGUCAUCAUUGACUUCUAUCUGAAAUACCUUUUAUUGGAGAAAGCACCAAAGCAUCUUGCUGAGCGCUCACAUGUUUUUAGUAGCUUCUUCUAUAAGUGCCUGACCAGGAGAGAGAAAAACUCUGAGAGAGAUCCAAAGCUUUCGGCAGCACAGAGAAGACACAGAAGAGUAAAAACAUGGACUCGUCAUAUAAACAUCUUUACUAAAGAUUAUAUCUUUGUUCCUGUGAAUGAGGAGUCUCAUUGGUACCUUGCAGUUAUUUGCUUUCCUGGGUUGGAAGCAGCUGUGUAUGAAGAUUGUCCGAACCAGUGCCUCCUGCAGCCCCAGAUUAAGCACUCUCUACUUCGUUCAAAAAAAGAGACAGAGGCUGUUAGAACCAGUACAGUCCUGGUCUUUGGUGAUAACUUUAAGGAUGAAGAGGAACUGGAUCUAAACAGCAGUCUGCAUUUGAAAGAUGGUGAUCAGCCUACUACUUUGUUCUCUGCCUUGGAUUCAAAUCAUUCCAAAAGCUCCUUAAAUGAUUCCAACCCACAGAAAAUUUGUAAAAGGCCUUGUAUACUCAUCUUAGAUUCCUUGAAAGCAGGUUCCCUGCAGAGCACAGUUCAGAUCCUGAGAGAGUACCUGGAAAUAGAAUGGGAAGUUAAACGAAAAACCCACCGGGAGUUCGGCAAAUCAACAAUGAUUGAUUUCUGUCCUAGAGUCCCUAAACAGGAUAACAGCAGUGAUUGUGGGGUAUAUUUACUGCAGUAUGUGGAAGCCUUUUUCCAGAAUCCUAUCAUUAACUUUGAGCAGCCCAUGCACUUGGAGCGUUGGUUCCCUCGUCGGGUGGUGAAAAACAAAAGGGAAGAAAUUCAAGAUCUCAUCUUGCAAUUGCACUUGCGACAGCAAGGUGGCAGCAGCAGCUAAAGAAUCUGCUCUGGCAAACCUGGAAGAGACAUUUCUGUACAGUGUGACUGGAAAACUGCUUAGCAGCACCUGGGUUGUGCCUGCUUUGCAAAAAAGGAAAACCACAUAGUAUUUUUGUUUGUCUGUUGGUAAAUUUGUUCCAGGACUUUUUGCUUGAAUUGUAGGAUGUGGGGUUUGGGUUGAGGCUUUGUAGAUACAGUGUAAAUAUGUAAUUUAAAAUUAACAAAUAUUCGCCUAAAUGAAUUUUUAUUUGGUAUAUGAGAGCAGCAUAGAGGUAUGUACCACAAAGAUGGGAAAGUUCUUUAAUCCUGUAGAGUCUGUUCCUCACUGUUGUGUGCACAUGCACACAACUCAGAUUUGAGUGAACAUAUAGUCGUCAUGCUUGGUGAGAAGAUCUCAUCCCUAUGUUGUAAUACUCUGCCUUGCAGUUCUCAUAUAUAGUAUGAAUACUGUGUAUUUCUUUAUUUUAAGAAUAUAGUAAUGAAUCUCUUUAGAGAUAUCUCUUUUGAUAUAUUUUUAUUAUUAUUUGUUUAUACUUUCUGACAUGAAUAGCUGCAUGCCUGUUGAGAGCUGAGCUCGCUAUUUUAGUGUUUCCAUCAUAAAACUUAACUUAUAAGGAAACUGAAAGCAUUUGCUUCAGGAUAAAGCUUGAAGCCUUUGCAGGUGAAAUGUGGACUCCUUUCUUGAAUUUUCAAGUAUAGUUUUUCUUAACCACAGGUUGGAAAAAGCUUGUGCUUUUAAAUUAUGGAUGUAUCCUGGUGCAAAAGCCAGACAGUGCAGUAAACCCUACCUGCCUGACUUGUAUGUCUUUGAUGCGAUGAGACUUCUGUCCACAAGGUAAUCAGGUGUCGGUCUCAAAUUGGUUUUAGGUGCUUUAAUGAGAACUGUAUGCACAUGGCUUUACUCCAAAGGCCUGCUGUAUUCAGGGUUGUAAUGUGUCUUAAAAAUGUGCAUAGGUAUUUUGGGCCCAAGCUGGCAAACAAGUAAGUCUAUAUUUAGAAGUUUUACUUAUUGGAGUUUUACUUAGUCAUGUUGAAUCACACUGAGUAAAAGUACUGAAGGUUUGGAUUGGGCCUUUUAUGUGAUAAGCUAACAAGUGAUUGGCUAGAUGGAUAUUUAUGCCAUUUUCGAAGAGAAACUAGCCCCAGAAAGUUUUAAUAACCUUUUAGUACAUGGUCACCUAGGGUGCUUUCCCCUGUUCUCCAUGGUAAAGAAGUACAUUUUGCAGUUGCCUUUGAAAGGACUACAUUUUAAUCACAGCCUUAAAGUGACAUUUCAGCUUUGAAAGCUGAAAGUGAAUGGCAGAGCUAAAAUGAAAGUUAAGGGAGGUCCUUAAGGGUGACAGAUAGUCCCAGUAGCCAGAUUUAGGAACAGAUCUUCAGCUGGUAUAUAUCACUAUAAUGCCAUUCUCUUAAUUAGAGCAGCAGGAGGAGUUGGUCACUGCUGUUCAUUUUUUUCACUUAGCAUUAUUAUUCACACCAGGAGUUGCCUUACAGGGGGAAGAAAAAACAUUUAAAAAUAGGCUUAUUAGCUGGCUGAGGGCUGUUACCUUCUACCUGCCUGCAGUUAGCUUAAUUGAAGCAGUAAAUACACAUUUCAGCGCUUAACUCUAGUUUCUUUUGACCAUUGAGCAACUUUUCUUAGUUGCAUAGAUCAUCGCUCUUAGCCUCCAUAAGCCUGUGUAGCUUUUGUCUCCCUAGCCAUCGUAUCAACAUUACUAUAGACCUAAGGGAUUUUUUUGUUUAUUUAUUGUUCAGAUGGAUAAAAGAUUAAGUAAAGAUAUGUGAAUAGUACUUGUUUACUAUGCCUUUUCAAUUGAUGCAUAUUUUUCCUGGUGAUCCCACUAAAAUUAUAAAUACAUUUUUUUCUGCAUUACUAAUUGAUUCCCACCAUAAAAUAAUAUUUGUGCUUCUUUAGAUUGAUGUGUUUGUACACUUUUUCAAAGGUAAUCUAGUCUUUUUAUUAGCCAGCUUUUAUAACACCACCUUAUGAAUCCUUUAUAGAUUAAUGAUGGAAAUGUGUAAUAGGAAUGCCAGUGUGUUUGAAAUUAAAAAGCUUUAAAAGUUGUGGA